AUGUCAGGCAUGGAAGGCCAGGGCGACAACUACGCGACAACGAGCGACGUCGCGAGCCUCCGCACCGACAUGGAGCAGACGCAGGCGACGCUUCGUCGACUCGAGGCUUUUCUGACAAGCCAUCCGGCGCUCGCCACGACAGCAGCAGCGACUGCAACGACUGCAGCACCGACAACUCCAGCAGCAGUGGCGACACCGACAUUUCACGGUCCGAUGGCACCACUGACGCCGAACCUCGAAGCAGCACGACCGAGGCUCCCGGAAGCGUUCGAUCCAAGCGCGAAGGGAUCCGACGUCCGGCCGACACUGUUACGCGGACCAGCACUCGAGUGGAUCUACAACACUGACGUGGCCCGCGGGGAGAAAACGUGGACGCAGUUUCGGGCAGAAUUAAUCGGGCGUUUCGAACCGAUUAAUACUACCUACAUGGUGCGGCAACAAAUUCAUCGGCACAAGCAGUACAGUAGUGUAGCGCAGUACACGCAGCAGAUGGAGCUCCUGUUCACCCGCAUCCCCGACCUGACCGAAGGCGAAAAAAUCCAGGCGUACACAGAAGGGUUAAAAUUGGAGAUUCGGCGGCAGGUGAUCGCGGCGAAUUACGACAGCUACAGGGACAUCGUGCGUGCAGCCGAACGUUACGACGCGCUGACCCGAGGUCAACCCGAAACACGACGUUUCGCGCCGAACCGUACAUUCGGCACGGAGCGAUCGGCACCCCCCACGUUCGCCGAACCGAUGGAUAUCGACAAAUUCGACGUGAAGCAACAGCCGACCAAAUGCGAAUUUUGCGGCGCAGCAGGGCAUCAGAUUUUGUCGUGCUACAAGAUGAAGAAAGUACGUGCGAUCAUGCAGGGCGGUAACAGUGGAGCACCCCCGAAGGGAGAGUUAGAGGCCAAGAAAAAGCCUUUAGAAAUUAUUCAGCAUAGUGUUAAGGCUCCCCGUUGCCCACAGGUGAAGCCUACACAGCUGCAAAGGCUUAGAGGAGACAUCCAGGCUCAGGAGAAAUUAUACAAGCCUCGGAAAAAUCCUCCUACCCCCCAGGUGAAGUUGGAAAGUGCUGAGUCGGGUAUAGGAAGUAGGGAAGGUAUUCAUUUUGAUGUACCCUAUGAUCCUAUUAAUGAGACCCUCUUUGGCUACUCAGCGCAGCAGAAACCACUACUCCUCGAGGUGUUAUGCAAUGGGCGACGCCUCCAGGCAAUGGUGGACAGCGGUGCAUCUCACUCAGUGUGCGACCGCGGAACAUUGGAGAAAAUUGGAGAGAAGGCGGAGGAGACCCAGUUUUCAGCAACCAUGGUGGACGGUACGAAGCUCCCCAUCCACGGCGAAGCAACCUUGCAGCUGCAUAUAGGUGCGUUGAGAUGGAAGCCGAAGCUACCUGUUACCAACAUCAAAGGGUUAGAUUUCAUCUUGGGGCGAGAUUUCCUGAAGCGGUUCAACCCCGAGAUCGACUGGGUCAACAGCAAGAUGUGCAUCUACAACAACGGGAAGCGGAUAGCACUACGAAGCUGGACGGAUACAGGGGACAUACCUGAAACGACACUGGCACGGUUCGAACAGACGGUAAACGAGAGCAACACGGGUUACCUAGCACUGGUCAUGGCUGCAGCAGAAGAGGUGAAAAAGGGUUCCGAGCUACCCGCAGCAGUGAAAAAGGUCUUGGAGCAGUACAAAGACAUCAUGCCCGACGACCUACCUGCAGGCGUACCUCCUGCACGCACCCACGAGCACGAGAUCGUGGAGGAACCAGGUGCGAAACCCGUCUCACGUACACCUUACAGACUGAGUCCGACCGAGCUGACAGACAUGAAAAAACAGAUCGAGUAUCUACUGGACAGACAUCUGACCCGACCAUCCACCUCUCCCUACGGCGCACCAGUUCUCUUCACACCCAAACCAGACGGCAGUUUACGGAUGUGCAUCGACUACCGCGCACUGAACAAACAGACAGUAAAAAACAAAUACCCCAUACCGCGCAUCGACGACUUACUGGACCAACUGCGUGGAGCAACAGUCUUCUCGAAGCUGGACUUACGGUCGGGUUACUGGCAGAUCAAGAUGGCGGACAACUCGAUCCACAAGACGGCGUUCCGUACAAGAUACGGCUCCUACGAAUACUUGGUGAUGCCGUUCGGACUCUGCAACGCACCAGCAACGUUCCAGGCGGAGAUGAACCAUAUUCUACGGCCCCUGCUGGACGAGUGCGUAGUAGUGUGUCUGGACGACAUUCUCAUCUACUCCAAGAACAUGAAGGAGCACGUGGUGUCGUGA
Molecule: messenger RNA, 2268 nt
Organism: Closterium sp. Yama58-4
Lineage: Eukaryota; Viridiplantae; Streptophyta; Zygnematophyceae; Desmidiales; Closteriaceae
Source: the annotation of a GenBank genome assembly